AUGAAUUUUGUUUCGAAACAUUUCUGCCUUUUUAUCUUUUGGGUGAUAUUACACACAGCAAGCCCGUCCAAUUGUCGCAUAUCAAAUUACAACACGGUUAAGGUUGAUAGCGGUAGGUUGUCCUUCCCAGUUUAUGACAUUUUCAGAAACAAGGAGAAUCUACAAAGGGGACACUUUGCUGUAAGGAGGACAAAAUGGAAAGGGAGUACACACCAUUUGAGCAAACUCUGUAGCAUACAUGUAAAAAGGGAGGAUAACAAAUCGAAAAAUUGUUGCACUUCCCAGAAGUGCUUACUUGAAAAUGUAGCGAGCGAUUUUAAAAAUGCCAAGGGGGGAAGUCUCGAAGGUGGCCUAAGGGAUGUGCUACACGGGGACGCCCCAAAGAAGUGGCCACAGUUAAGCACACACACACAAAGUCCAGAUAGGAAAAAGCCUAGUCUGUGUGACACUGUUAGCCAUAUGAAUUAUGCCACAAGACGGGCAAAGGGACAAGCGACCAAGCAUCAAGUACUCAACUGUGAUUCAGACCAUCCAAAUGAGGAAACUCGAUCACCGAAUGGUGUGGACCUCCUGCAGAAGGAAAAAAAAUACAGCAGACAAAUAUACACGCACGGAUAUGAAGAAGAAAAAAAAAUUCGAAAGAGUAAAAUAUUAGUCAUCGGCCUAAACGGGGUAAGUAGCGAAAUAUGCAAAAAUUUAAUUCUUUGCGGAGUGAAGGAAAUAGGAAUAUAUGACAAUGACAUUUUGAGCGUAGACGACAUAGAUAACCUCUUCUUUUGCGAGAAGAAAUUUAUAGGCAAGGAAAAAAAAAGCAUAGCUUGUGUGCAGAACAUGCGUAAGCUGAGUGACAACUGCAAAAUUGAAGUGGUCACAAAUGUUGAAAAUGCGGUGCAACACUACGACGUAGUUGUAUCCACAAAUCAAAGUGACCAGUUUAACAUAAAACUGAGUAAUCUGUGCAGAGGGGGAAGUGUGAAAGAAGAAAAAAAAAAGUUCAUUUGUGUAAAUACAGUAGGCCUGUUUGGACGAAUUUUUGUCGACUUUGGACAGUUUGCCUACUCCAAUUCGAACAGCAAUGGCGAGUCGUACGAUAUAAGCCAAGUGGAACUCGCGGGCGAUGGUCACGUCGUCUUGCAUUGUUUGCCCAACUACAGGGACAUCCAGCUGAGCGAAAAGGAUGUCCUAAUUUUACGUGUGCAAAAUGGAAAUGAGGAGGUGAUGAAUAUUCCCUGCGAAAUUACAGAUGUGUGCAAGAGAAGUAACAAAAUCCGCGUCAGCAUUUUGAAAAAAAAAAAUGCAUUGGACACGAUUGUGGGGUAUGUGCUCCCCCUCCGAGUUGUACAGUAUGUAGAAAAAAAGAGCCACCAUCUCGGUAUCCAUUUGUUUGAAAAAUUGAGGAAGAUACUCCAACGAAAAGGCGGCAAUCAGUGUGUGCAAGAAAUCCUUUUGAAAAAUUCCCCUCGUAAUAUGAGUAUCAAAAAAGUGCCUGAACAGGUCAGGUUAAAUUAUCAAAGUUUGGAGGAAUACUUAAACGGUGUGCGGGGAAAACUGGACAGGAGAAAAAGCUGUACGCCGUGGUCCUACCUCAUGUCGUUGUUUAGCCGUCCAGAUGAAGGAGACCAAGUAAGUGACGAAGAGCUGUGCUUUCUAUGUUACGAAGAAAUGAUAAAACAUAAGAAGGGGGAGAAAAUAUUCACCCCAAAGGAUAUUCUAGCGUUUCAAAAUUGGUGUAAAAAAAAAAAAAAAAAUAUGAACGUUCAGGUAGUAAAUCAAUUUUGUUCAGCUGCACACAUUGAAUUGUCGCCAUUUUCUGCAUUUUUCGGAUCUUUGGUGACUCAAGAAAUUUUAAAAGGUGUGACGAGCAAAUUCAAACCCAUUCACCAGACUUUAUUUUUCGAUAAGAGGGAUUUAUUUCCCUUUGCGAAAAUUACUCACAAGUAUCACGGAAGGCACAUGCACCAGCUGAAUUUUUUUGGGCCCCAAUUUCAGAAAUUUCUGAACAGUUUGAAUGUUUUGCUGAUCGGAUCAGGCGCCUUGGGGUGUGAGUUUUUGAAGCUACUGGCGUUGAUGGGCGUUUCCUCACGUAGGGGCAUAUCCCCUGGGGGGCGCAUCCAAGUGGUCGAUUACGACCUGAUUGAGGAAUCCAAUUUGUCUAGGCAGUUCCUGUUCAGUGCGAAAGACGUGGGGAAGUUGAAGUGCCAAGUGGCUUCAGAGAAUGUUAAGAAGUUAAACCCAAAUGUGAACUCUGGUUUUGUGAAAAUGAAGGUGGAUGAGUCUAUAUUGGGGAACCGGGGCUUGCUUCUGAAUUGGUUGUUUUCUCACUCGAGGAGUAAUGACCAAAAGGGGGCACACAUACAUAGUAGUACCUACUUGGAGGGAACUAACGGGAAGGAGAAAAUAAAACAAAGAUUGCCUAAUGGAAGAAGUACCUGUCCCAUUGUGUGCAUCCUUUGUUUGGACAAUUUCCAAAGUAGAGCAGUGUGCGACACAUUCUGCGUGAUGAACUCCAUUCCAUUGGUCGAAGCGGGCAUAGAGGGUCUGAAGGGAAGUAGCCAAAUAGUUAUCCCCUUCUCUAGUGAGACGUAUACGAGCAACUCGGUCGAUGGGCAAGCCGACCAGGAGGCAAAUAACUCGUGCACCAUUACAUCCUUCCCCAAACAUCCCAACCAUGUAAUCCAGUUUGCAAAAAGCGUUUACAACCAUUAUUUUACCGACAAUGUGAUAAAAAUGAAUAGCUUUUUAAAUGACCCUGUUUCUUUUAUUGGCCGUCUAUGCACCUACGACAACGUGAGCAACUUGCUGCACUUUUUUAAAUUAACAAAAAUUUAUUUCAAUCCUAACGUCCACAAAAACGUACAGCUACUCUGGAACAACACCUUUGUGAGAAAUAUUAUCCACUUGCUCAAAAAUAACGAAGCAGAAUUGCAUAAAUAUUUUGAAGAAGUUCAGAAGUUGCCAAAACCGGUUUCCUUUCAUCCGGAAAAUAAAAAUCAUUUACUUUUCUACCAGUGUGCUUUGAAAAUUUUCAAAAAGUUUUUAAAAAAUUUGAUAGACAUUUUGGCUAGCGAGAAAAAGCAGAAAGGAGGUGUGUUCUUUUUUAAGGAUGAGCAAGUGGGGACCUCCAAAAGGCUCUCCUUUGAGGAUGCCUUACGAGAAAUUGUGUCGAAGAAUGAUUUGCGCGUGGAUGUGAAGCGGCUGCUGUACUUCCUCUCCGUCAUCCGCAGGAACACCGAUACGGAGUUCUACGCCGCUGUCGAGAGGGAGCUCUUCGGGCUCUUCAACAACCCCGUGUUUCUUUUGGCCCUGCGGUGGGUGCAGCGCCAGGGGGGCAAGGCGGGGAAAGAAGCAGGGGUGGGGGAGGGCGCAACUGCCCGCGGUGGACUCGCCGAGGAGGAGGUGAGCAUGGCAGCGAGCGGGAAGGUCAACUCAGGAGGCAGCUCAGGAGACAGCUCAGGAGGCAGCUCAGGAGACAGCUCAGGAGGCAGCUCAGGAGACAACUCUGGUGCCAACUCAGAGGCUACCCCCCCCCGCGGCCGCAAAGAAGUCGCGCUGCUCACCCCCCUGAUUUGCAACCUGCAGGACGACAAGGACGAUAUCAACUUCGUGUUCAGCCUGACCAAUAUACGGAACGAAAAUUACAACUUCUCGCAGCUGCCCAUGAUGGAGUUUUUUAAAGUCUGCAACAACAUCGUGCCAUCGAUCGUUACAGUCGUUUCGGCCAUUUCUGCGCUGGCGUCCCUCGAGUUGUACAAGCUGGCCCAUUUGAUGCAGUCGCGUGGGAGGACAGCCCAAAUGGGGGGAAGCCACCCUACGGGCCACCCGCUAGGGCUAGACGAACCCACCCCCGAGGACCUAACUCAAUUUCGCGAGGAAAAGCUCAAGGAUCUAACCAUUUGCACAUACGGAAGAAAGGUCUACAUUAGGAAAAAGGGAAAAACGUUGUUCUGGUUUUUUAACGUGCCCUACGACAAGCUUGAAGUUCUGUCAAGCACAGUUAACAAUCAUUAUGUGAAUUUGGAGGAUAAUUUUUUCACCCAUUCUCAGUUGAGUAGUGUGUGUCCCCCCUUGUCGUAUGAAAACUCACCAUCAGCAUUGAUGAAGAGAUUUGAGUUUUCUCUUUGGAACUAUCUCUAUGUUGAUAUUUAUCCAAGAGGGGGAAAGAGGAAGGGUAACGGGGAGUGCAUCGUGGGGGAGUGCGGACUGUCUGUUGGUCUGUUUGACUACCGAGGGGGGGAGCAACAGGUGGAGGGGAAGCUGGCCGAGGCUAGUAGGGCGUUUCGGGAGGCUGUGCAGAAAGGGCUUCGCGGGACCAUCCGCAGUGUUAUGAGUGGCGCGAAUGACGAUGCUGCUAAUGCAGAGAAAAAUUAUAACCUGGACGACAGCGCGAAGGAGGCAACCAACUUGGCAGACUCCAUCCUGAAGGACCUCCACACCGUGGGCACCGCAUCCGAAGAUGAAGCGUCUCUUCACCAGGGAUCCAUACACAUUCGAGACAUAAAAAAGAACGUACAUCUGAUGACAGAGCAGAGCAGAAACGCAGGAGAGUGGUCCAAGACGGAGGGAGAAAAGGCACUAGCCGAUUUAGUGAACACUUUAAAAGGAGUGAAAAAAAAUACAGAACAAAUGAGCAGCCAUGCAAAAGCAUUUAUAAACAUGAGGAGGAGUGAAGCCAAAGAAGACGUCACGUUGGACGAACUGGUGACAUCCCUGGAGGUUCUCUUUAGUGUAUCCAUUCAGACAGUUGGGGUGAGGGACAAAAUCAUUUACACAAAGUUUCGGUUGCCCUCUUUUAGACACUCGGGAAGGAAAGGCCUCUCCGUUAUUUUGCGGGAGUUGUUCAGGGCAGCGGGAAAGACAGGGGCAGAUGCAGCGGCAAAUGCAGCGGGGAGUACCUACGUGCUGCAUAUCUUUGCUACUGACAGCGCGGGGAGGGAAGUCAGCCUGCCCGACGUGCAGGUCAGUGUGCACCACCACUGA
Plasmodium cynomolgi strain B is the source of this 4977-nucleotide messenger RNA. RefSeq names its product ubiquitin-activating enzyme. Lineage: Eukaryota; Apicomplexa; Aconoidasida; Haemosporida; Plasmodiidae. Gene Ontology annotation, cellular component: cytoplasm; SUMO activating enzyme complex. Gene Ontology annotation, biological process: protein sumoylation. Gene Ontology annotation, molecular function: SUMO activating enzyme activity. The transcript has a single exon. The record is from RefSeq and is a predicted model, not a curated record. Bases 1 to 4977 code for a protein of 1658 amino acids.